UGCUCAGAAAGAAAUAGUCAACGCCGAUGCAUCGGAUUCAUUAGCGCCGUAUAGAACUGUAUCGCAAACUGUAUACAUUGUAAAAUUGAAAUUUAUUACUUAUUUUUUAAUUGCUUAGUUCGAUGUCUCGCCAUGAGACGGCAUUAAAUCUACUCGUAUUUCUGCUAUAAGCUGAAAUUGUCCCAAGUAACGUCAUCAUAAGAGAUAUUUUAAUAAAAGACUAAAAUGUAUGUUGAACUGCAGUUACGGUUUCUAAUUUUGCUCACUACAAUUCAAUGUAUACAAUGCAGCGAUUUACUAAAAGGUCCUUUAGUUAAUUCAAAUGCUGGAUUAAUAAGAGGCCUGCAAGCUUCUGACGGUGAUUAUUCCAUGUUCCUGGGCAUACCGUAUGCUAAAGUCAACGAGAGUAAUCCUUUUGGGGUUUCAAUCCCACAAGAAAGAUUUGAAGAAAUAUAUGAGGCGAAUAAUGAUUCAUUAAUGCUAUGUCCACAAUAUAAAAAAUCAUCAAACACCACUGUAGGAAAUAUAAAUUGCUUAUAUUUGAAUGUAUAUGUACCAAAUGUAGCUAGUUUACAAAACCGUCUACCAGUGAUGAUUUGGAUUCAUGGUGGAGCAUUUAUGACUGGCAGUGGAAGAAAAUUGACAUACGGCCCCAAGUUUUUAGUAAAACAAAAUAUCAUUCUAGUGACAAUCAAUUAUCGUCUUGGACCAUACGGUUUUAUGUGUCUCGAUAUACCGGAGGUACCAGGUAACCAAGGAAUGAAGGACCAAUUAUUAGCCCUGAGGUGGGUUAAAAAUAAUAUCGAAGCAUUCGGAGGUGAUGUUAAUAAAAUAACUGCAUUUGGAGAGAGUGCUGGUGCGAUGUCAGUAGAUUUACAUAUUUUAUCUGUACAUGACAUUAUUUUUAAUAAAGUAAUAAUGCAGAGUGGUACAGCCUUAGCAUCCACUAUUUUAGUAAAGCCAGAUAAAUUGGCUCCUAUUAAAAUAGCAAAAUUUCUUGGUUUUAAAACUGAAUCUGUACCUGAAGCGUUGAAUUUCCUGGUUACAACUGACCCUAAUCUAAUUAUUGCCGCCGUAAAUAGUCUUGAUAUGCUUUUCAAACCGUGCGUUGAAACUAAGUUUAGUAAUGUUGAACCAUUUAUACUUAAAUCUUGGAUUAAUGCAAAUCCGAAAAGAGUCAGAGGAAUGCCAAUACUUUUGGGAUUUAAUAAUAAAGAACGAUUGUAUGAAUAUGUAACAAAACCAGCUGAAUAUUUCGAUAAUUUACAUGUAAUACAUGAUAAAUUAGUACAAACUUUCACUUUUAAUGAGAGCAAACUUACAAAAAUGGAAAAUAUUAUUCAUCACUUUUAUAUGGGAGAUAGGAAAAUAAGCAUAAAAGUAAGAGACGAGAUUGGUGAUUUUGAUUCUGAUUAUACAUAUAUACAUCCAAUUCAAAAAAGUAUUCGACACUACAUAAAAAAUUCGCCUAAAAAUAUAUUCUAUUAUAUGUUUUCAUAUAGUGGUAAAAGAAAUUUUAACAAAGUAACUCUCAACGUAACCGAAGGAGGUGCUUUUCAUGGUGAUGAAAUUGGAUAUUUAUUCGACGCGUCAUUUCUUCCUGAAGAUAAUCAAGAAGACUUGGUUAUUGUAGAACAAAUGACAACAAUGUGGACAAACUUUGCUAAAUAUGGUGACCCCACACCCGCCACAUCAGAACCGCUACCAGUUAAAUGGACUCCCCUAACAAAAAACAAGUGGUAUUAUUUGAAUAUAGAUUCGGAACUGGCCAUGGGAUCUAGACCACUCAACGAGAGAAUGGCAUUUUGGGACUUAUUUUACGAAACAAAUAAAAAGGAACAGAAAGGCUAUGAUCGAAACUCAGAAAUAUAAAAUAAUCUUAAUAAAAAGGAUAUGUUUACUUAUUUUUUUUUCGGAAUUCUUCCUUCAGAGAAAUAUAAUAUCAUAUGCUAUAUCCCGUAUGUUUUGCAUCCGGAAAAUGCAAAAUAAUUAUACUAAAUUUAGUAUCUCAUAUACCUUUACUAUCUCUAUUACUUUUAUUUUUUUAAAUAUAGUUACACAAUAUAAAUAGUACUUUUUCAUAUUCAUAUUUUGUUUGUUUUUGAUGUCUUAAAAUUACAAUAAGCAUUAUUAUUUUUUUAUAUUUUACUCAAUAAAAUUGUAUAUCAUUUG
Galleria mellonella (greater wax moth) is the source of this 2172-nucleotide messenger RNA. RefSeq names its product bile salt-activated lipase. The transcript is spliced from 3 exons. The coding region runs from base 226 to 1872 and encodes 548 amino acids. The record is from RefSeq and is a predicted model, not a curated record. NCBI's taxonomy places the organism in Eukaryota, Metazoa, Arthropoda, Insecta, Lepidoptera, Pyralidae.